AUGUGGAUCCCUUCGUCCCACGCGUCUACUCACUCAGCCAUCCACGUCUACUCACUCAGCCAUCCACCGUGUGGCUCCCUUCGUCUCAAUCAUUCGUUCGAGAAAUUCGGCUUUGGCGCGACGAUUUCCGCCGCCAACGUCGCCUGGUAUCAGAUGAGUGAAAAUGGCACUGACAAUGUACUUCCGCCAGCCAAGAGCUGUCCUGUAAUCCAGAUUGAC
Mesorhabditis belari is the source of this 219-nucleotide messenger RNA. The record is from the annotation of a GenBank genome assembly. NCBI's taxonomy places the organism in Eukaryota, Metazoa, Nematoda, Chromadorea, Rhabditida, Rhabditidae.